AUGAAUUCUACUCCCAAUGGUGGCCGGCUGCAGGGCCGUAUCGCUGUCGUCACGGGAAGCUCCUCUGGCCUAGGUGCUGCCAUCUGUCUUGCCUUCGCCGCCCAAGGUGCCACCAUUUUCUGCAUCGACCUCUAUCCAUCUCCUCGUAAUGCGAUCAAUCCGGUCACCCUUCGAGCCGAUGAUUUCAACAAUCGAAUCACAAACCAGCCUGGCACGCAUGAGCGCGUCCGUCAGAUGGGAGGCGAGGCCACCUACCACAAGGCCGAUGUGACCAAAGCGCGGGAGAUGGAUUUUGCCAUCCGAGCUUGCGUGCAACGGUACAAGAGAGUGGACAUCAUGGUGAACAAUGCUGGAAUCAGUGUUGAGAGCACACAUAUCCGACCUCUACGGUGUCAUGAAACCAGCGAGGAGGACUAUGACAAGACUAUGGCCAUUAAUUCCAAGGGCAUGUUCUUGGGCUGCAAGUACGCUCUUAAACAAAUACUAGAUGGUCAGGAAAAGAUCUACGAUUCCCGAGGCUGGAUCAUCAAUACAGCUAGUGUCCAAGGCUUGGUACCAUACUAUGGCACACCCAGUUAUUGUGCAAGUAAAGGUGCUGCUGUCAUGUUAACGAAGCAAAUAGCGUUGGAUUAUGCAAAGGAUCUCAUCCAUUGCAACGCGCUUUGCCCAGGCUUUUUGGAAACCAGCAUGACCCAAAAUCUGCAGGGUCAGGAACUCGUUUUGGCAGAGAUUCAGGGCAAGCACCCCUUGGGUGGUAGACUAGGCAAGGUGGAGGAUGUUGCCAAAGCAGCCGUCUUUCUUGCCAGUGAUGAUGCAGCUUGGAUUACUGGUGUCCCAUUGCCAGUGGACGGAGCAUAUCUUCUGAGGUGA
Exophiala bonariae is the source of this 870-nucleotide messenger RNA. RefSeq lists its product as uncharacterized. The transcript has a single exon. Gene Ontology annotation, molecular function: oxidoreductase activity. The coding region runs from base 1 to 870 and encodes 289 amino acids. Lineage: Eukaryota; Fungi; Ascomycota; Eurotiomycetes; Chaetothyriales; Herpotrichiellaceae. The record is from RefSeq and is a predicted model, not a curated record.